This is a messenger RNA of Cyanistes caeruleus (blue tit), 456 nucleotides long. Lineage: Eukaryota; Metazoa; Chordata; Aves; Passeriformes; Paridae. The record is from RefSeq and is a predicted model, not a curated record.
AAAUUCGCUCUUUUCCCCUUUUCCUCACCCCAUAAAUGGCUUGUGCUUCAUCCUUCCCAUUCCCCCCCUCCCGCGGGUCCCGCUCCUCCCGAGCCGCAGAUUUGGGGACAGACACUCCCGUUUUGGGAUUGUCAGUCCCUAACGCGCCGGGUUCCCGCAGUGAAGCUGAACGGCGGCCGCCACGUGCAGGGCAUCCUGCGGGGCUUCGACCCCUUCAUGAACUUGGUCAUCGACGAGUGCGUGGAGAUGGCACCGGGCGGGCAGCAGAACAACAUCGGCAUGGUGGUGAUCCGAGGGAACAGCAUCAUCAUGCUGGAAGCUUUGGAACGAGUAUAAACCCCUGGAAAACCCCAAAUCCCGACCCACCAGCUCCAUUCCCUCAUCCAAGACGCCGCUCACAAGUGUACAAUUAUUUUGGGUUUUGUUAUUAAAUCAAUUUUGUAAUGGUUGACCUAA